Molecule: messenger RNA, 1410 nt
Organism: Aspergillus novofumigatus IBT 16806
Lineage: Eukaryota; Fungi; Ascomycota; Eurotiomycetes; Eurotiales; Aspergillaceae
Product: ubiquitin-conjugating enzyme E2
Exons: 3
Coding region: 82-915 (277 amino acids)
Source: RefSeq, a predicted model, not a curated record
GUUGUAUCUGGAGCCGAACCUGUCCCUCGACUUUAUCAAGCCCUGAAAGUGACGGAGAUCGUUGCAUCAAACCACUCAAAGAUGGCGACGAAAGCAGCGUACAAGCGACUCACCCGCGAGUAUCAAAACAUUCAAAAGAAUCCCCCGCCAUACAUUGUGGCGCAUCCAUCGGAGUCCAACAUUCUCGAAUGGCAUUAUAUUCUCACUGGUCCUCCCGGAACACCUUACGAGAAUGGUCAAUACUGGGGCACAUUGAUGUUUCCUCCCGAGUACCCAUUUGCGCCCCCGGCAAUCCGUAUGCACACUCCAAGUGGCCGGUUCCAACCGUCGUCUCGACUGUGCCUCAGCAUCAGUGACUUUCAUCCCAAAUCCUUUAAUCCAGCCUGGGAGGUUUCCACCAUUUUGAUCGGGCUGCUAUCCUUCAUGACUAGUGAAGAAAUGACCACCGGUAGUGUCAGUGCUUCGGAGGCGGAACGGAGAGUAUUGGCUGCGCGCUCAAGGUGGUGGAACUCUACAGGUGGAGGUUCUCACAUCAGCGCAACCCCAGGAGUGACUCCCACGGCGAGGGGAAUCAACAACGUGAAGGCUGGAGAUGGCGGCUUCAAGUUCCGCAGCGAAUGGCCAGAGCUGGAUCAAGAGAAUUGGCAAUGGAUGAGAGAAAACCGCAUUGAUACGAACACUGGGCAACUGAUACCCGACCCUAACUCCUCAGUCACAAAGUGCUCUCCAGAGACAAGCGCACUCCGCAGGCGUCCAAACGCAAGCGCGCCUGGACUCGGCGCGGUAAUGGAGGGUGGCCAGGUCGCACGAGAAGCAGGUCAGAGCUGGGCUCGUCGAAACAAGAUCUGGAUUGGUUUCGCCCUCAUAUUCGGCUACGCACUUCUUACCAGGCUGGUCAACGAUGUUCAAGGUUGAGCUUUCCGAAAUUUGUUUCUUUUUCACACCAAUACACCGCUAUUUUCCUCGAGCGGUCCUGAGAGAGCAUCGUGAGUCUUUGACAUCGGUUCAGCGAAGGAGACAGCUAGCGACUAGGCCCCUCUUUUUGUCAGAUUUUCCUUUGUUUCAUUGUGGCUUUAUUCCCAGCUUCGUAAUGGUGCCGUUAUCUCCAUUCUUUAUUUCAUUUCUGGGCGACUGACAACAUUGCACGAUAGUUCUGCAGCUAUUGGGAUUGCGUUCUGCAGGUUUGUCGGUUUUACAUGAUCUCUGAGGCGUUCUAGACAAGGCAUGGCGUCCGGGGCUCUGAUGAUGGUCAAAUUUGCCUGUCAACAAUGUACUUCAAUCAAAGUGUGAAUAGCAAGAACUGAACCUUCGUUCCAUUUGUCCGUAGUCAUUGGGGAAGAGAAUACUCUAGUUAGUUGAUCUCGUCCAUAUGGAGGGGGGGGCCUUGAGCUUAUUGUGAAAACAGUGACU